Molecule: messenger RNA, 1395 nt
Organism: Venustampulla echinocandica
Lineage: Eukaryota; Fungi; Ascomycota; Leotiomycetes; Helotiales; Pleuroascaceae
Exons: 2
Coding region: 1-1395 (464 amino acids)
Biological process (GO): DNA-templated transcription
Molecular function (GO): zinc ion binding; DNA binding
Source: RefSeq, a predicted model, not a curated record
AUGAACCGGCCUAUUCGACGAAGAGGCAGGAAGCCACACGCCAACAGGCAACAGGACCAGCUUGAAGAGAGGCAACGUGAGCCCGACAAGCCCGACAAUCAGGAUCCCGACCUCGCGUCGUUGGACCCUAUACAGCGGCUGAUAAGGGUUUACCGUAAUACAAUGUACCAGUGCUACUUUCCAUUCCUCCCAGAGAACGAUCUUCUUACACGCUGGGAAGAUGGCAUUCCAGAUGCAGAGGGGCCGUCUUAUAUGUUGCUGAUGGCACUCUGCGCCGUCAGCUCCCAGACAGUCGCUCUGAACGCAGUCUUCGAUAAUACCUUGCUCGAAGGUCUCCCCAGCCAUGAUAGCACCAAAUACUAUUCCGAAGCUGUUUCCAAGAUGCCAGUACACAUUCCCCAGUCACAAGAUCUUGAUUACUUGCGAUCGUUCGGUCUCUUGGCCGUAUACUCAUUACGGCGUGGCGACCACAGCGACCUCCACCGCUACCUCGGUCUGUACCACGCCUUGGUUGCUCAGAAUGGUUUCCAUGAUGAAGGCCGCUGGCCCAGUGAUAUUUCUAUGUCCGACGCGGAUGACCGACGGCGGCUUUUUUGGUGUGUUUAUCGCCUUGAAAUCCACUCUGCAUGCGUACUUGGCCACAUGGUGCGUAUGCCGGAAUCGCAAAUAUCAGUUCUCUACCCGCGCAUAACUCCGGCUAUGGAGCCUGAAACAAGGGCCUGGACUGCUGGUUGGGACUAUAUCACAGAUCUUUUCCGGCUCUUGGAGUAUGCAAUUUUUAGUCUUCGCGAAGGUAAAAAUCGUAAGCCAGUGUUCGCCGUGCUCUGCAACCGACCCUCGCCAACAACACUGUGUGACAGCCUAGCUCAACUUAAAGCCAGUAAACCACGCAUAUUGCUUGGCUUGAGUGAGCGCGACAGCGGCUUUCAAAGCAAUAGGUGCAAGUACAUGGCAGUCCAGAUCGCUUGUACGGAAACACUUGUCAACAUCAUGGCUUUGCUCUACUGCCAAGCUCCUGCUCGCGAAGUUAUAGAUAUCGCUGAGAGCUUCCUGGAAGAAGUGACCAAGGCACCACUCAUCAUUUUCAAGGUUGCAAGCAGUCAGAUUGUGCAUCAGCUACUUGGCGUUGGUCAUAUGCUCUACAAUGCCUCACAGUACGACAGUGGCUUGUAUCGGCCAGAAGCCAAACGAUUAGUCGCGUUCUUGGGGGAUUUGGCACAGAGUUUGGGGGGUGAUAUACCUUCCGCAGCUGAAGCCGGGGAACGAUUACUUAGAUUAGCAGAAACCAUGUCAUGGCGUGUUUGCCAAGAAGCGAAUGAACGAAAAACGUCUAGAUUUUGGAAGAAAGUCGAUACCUACAGAAAAUCUUGUCAAGUAUUCCAGCAGCAACCAUAA